UAAAACAGAGAGACAGUGACAUAGAGAUAAGCAAAUCAGCAACUAUGGAGGCGUGACGGUGAGACGACGGCAACGAAGAAAGCAAAGAAAGUCGCGAGAAGCACACCUCAAUGGAUUCCUCGUGAUUCCACUUUAAUGCCCUUUCAUUGUCUAAUCUAAUCUCCAAAAAGAUUCAAACUUUCUUUUCUCUUCUCUGUAGAAUUGUGAAAAAGCUCUCACCUUUACGAUGGUUCUCGACGGAAACGGCGGCGCGGUAUGGUUAGGCGGCGGCGGCGGAGGAGGAGGAGGAGAACGGGUUCAUGAGGAGGAGGACGGUGCUGCUCACUUCAAACCUAUGCUUGAAGGUGGUGACUGGUUCAGUAACCAACCUCAAGAUCUCCACAUGUUACAGAGUCAUCAUCAAGAUUUCAGAUUCCUCGGUGGUGGUUUCGCCUUUAAUCCUAACGAUAACCUUCUUCUUGAUUCUUCUUCCUCUUGCUCUCCCUCUCAAGCUUUUGGCCUCGACAUGUCUCAUCAGCCUUCGUUCUUGGCCGCUGCUAACAACAAGUCUUGUCUCCUCAACGUUGCAAACCCUUUUGAUAAUAAUGCCUUUGAGUUCGGGUCUGAUUCUGGCUUUCUCGGACAUAUCCAAGCUCCUAUGGGGUUCGGUUCGUUGAUGCAGUUGGGGAACAACAACUCAACGCCGUUAUGUGGAGGUGGAGGUGGAGGUGAAUUCACACCGUUGGAGUUAGAGGGUUUCGGGAGUCCUGCGAGUUUUGUCGGGAGCAGAGCGAAGGUUCUGAAGCCUUUGGAGGUGUUAGCUUCGUCCGGUGCACAGCCUACUUUGUUCCAGAAACGUGCAGCCAUGCGUCAGAGCUCAGGGAUGAUGAGGAAGCUGAGCGAUGAUGGAGAGAUGGAUGAGACUGGGGUUGAGGUUUCAGGGUUGAACUAUGAGUCUGAUGAGCUGAACGAGAGCGGUAAAGCCGCUGAGAGUGUUCAGAACGGUGGAGGAGGUAGAGGGAAGAAGAAAGGAAUGCCAGCAAAGAAUCUUAUGGCUGAGAGGAGAAGGAGGAAGAAGCUUAAUGAUAGACUCUAUAUGCUUAGAUCAGUUGUCCCCAAGAUCAGCAAAAUGGAUAGAGCAUCAAUACUUGGAGAUGCAAUUGAUUACCUCAAGGAGCUUUUACAAAGGAUCAAUAACCUUCACAACGAGCUCGAGUCAACUCCAAAUGGAUCUCUCCCUCCAACUUCAUCAAGCUUCCAUCCAUUAACGCCUACACCGCAGACUCUCUCUUGCCGCGUCAAGGAAGAGUUGUGUCCCUCUUCUUUGCCAAGCCCUAAAGGCCAGCAAGCUAGAGUUGAGGUUAGAUUAAGGGAAGGAAGAGCGGUGAACAUUCACAUGUUCUGUGGUCGUAGACCUGGACUUUUGCUGGAUACCAUGAAAGCUUUGGAUAAUCUUGGAUUGGAUGUUCAGCAAGCUGUGAUCAGUUGUUUCAAUGGGUUUGCCUUGGAUGUUUUCCGCGCUGAGCAAUGCCAAGAAGGACAGGAGAUAUUGCCUGAUCAAAUCAAAGCAGUGCUUUUCGAUACAGCGGGCUACGCUGGUAUGAUCUGAGGCAAGGUCCUUGAGCAUUUGUUGAAGCUGAAUUAGAAGAACUAAGCCUUUUAAAUCUGCAAUUUACUUCUCUGUUUUUUUUCUCUAUCUUUCAAAUUAAGGCAUUUAGCAUGUAGGCAAAUUGCAAAUGAGAGUUGUUUGAUUGUAACCUUUGAGAACUUGGUGGUUCUUGGAUACAUACAUGACUUCAACCUUUUUGAGCAAUGUUAGCCUCAUUAUGUUUCA
This is a messenger RNA of Brassica oleracea var. oleracea, 1813 nucleotides long. Its product is annotated as transcription factor ICE1-like. Gene Ontology annotation, cellular component: nucleus. Gene Ontology annotation, molecular function: protein dimerization activity; sequence-specific DNA binding; DNA-binding transcription factor activity. The record is from RefSeq and is a predicted model, not a curated record. NCBI's taxonomy places the organism in Eukaryota, Viridiplantae, Streptophyta, Magnoliopsida, Brassicales, Brassicaceae. The transcript has 5 exons. Gene Ontology annotation, biological process: regulation of DNA-templated transcription. Bases 227 to 1588 code for a protein of 453 amino acids.